Molecule: messenger RNA, 4830 nt
Organism: Syngnathus typhle (broad-nosed pipefish)
Lineage: Eukaryota; Metazoa; Chordata; Actinopteri; Syngnathiformes; Syngnathidae
Gene: kcnh5a
Product: potassium voltage-gated channel, subfamily H (eag-related), member 5a
Exons: 11
Coding region: 388-3726 (1112 amino acids)
Biological process (GO): regulation of membrane potential; potassium ion transmembrane transport
Cellular component (GO): membrane
Molecular function (GO): voltage-gated potassium channel activity
Source: RefSeq, a predicted model, not a curated record
CUAGUGGAGUCAACAAGUAUUGACGGAAGUUGCUCCCGAAAGUUGUUGAAGCUAACACCUGCACUCCACACACCUUGUCUGAACACAAGAAUACAAUGGCUAAGUAAGUAUUGUAACGUCUUCAAAGGAAAAGAAAGGAUGACUUUUGAGUGAGUACCGUAAACAUUUUCAAGCUCAUUCACGCCACCAGAAAGGUAUACGAGUGAACUUCAAGCAGUUGUAUGGAGAAAUAACCAAAUGCAAUUGAGGGAAGUGCUGCUCGUUUUUCCAGUUUCAGUUCAUAUUUGACCAUAAAUUGGCCCUCUUCAAGUGGCCCGUUAUUAAACACUCACACGCGGUUCUCCAGCGCAACAUUCGCGUAGUAGUGUCAAGGAAAAACUGCGCUUUAUGUCUCCCAAGACGACCUCAAUGACAAAACAAGAUCGCGCCGACCUUUAUUUUGAAAGGCCUAAUCCGGAAGCGUCUCGCAAGCCUUCCUCGAACUUGCUUAAGUUCUCUGCCACUCGAGUGUUGAGCUUUGUUGCGCUUGAUGCCAGCCAGCGGCGAGCAGUGCCAAGUCUCCUCCCUGAAGCCUGCACCAUGCACGGGGGCAAGAGAGGACUGGUGGCCCCGCAAAACACCUUUUUGGAGAAUAUUGUCAGACGCUCCAGUGAAACCAGCUUCUUGCUGGGAAACGCGCAGAUCGUGGAGUGGCCGGUGGUGUACAGCAACGACGGAUUCUGCAAGCUGUCCGGCUACCACAGAGCCGAGGUCAUGCACAGGAGCAGCUCGUGCAACUUCAUGUACGGCGACUUGACGGACAGGACGACCAUGGACAACAUCCGACGCACCUUUGACAGCUACGAGUCCAACUUCUACGAGGUGCUGCUCUACACCAAAAACAGAACGCCCAUCUGGCUUUACAUGCAGGUGGCGCCCAUCCGCAAUGAGAACGACAAGGUGGUGCUUUUCCUCUGCACCUUCCGGGACAUUACGCUCUUCAAGCAGCCCAUCGAGGAUGAAGCCACGCGAGGAUGGACAAAGUUCGCCAGGCUGACGCGAGCGCUAACCAACAAUCGCAACGUGGUCCAGCAGAUGGCGCCGCUGAGCAACACGGAGGUCGCCCACAAGCCGUCCAGACUGGCAGAGGCCCUCCAGCUGGGCUCGGACAUCCUCCCCCAGUACAAGCAGGAAGCCCCCAAAACGCCGCCGCACAUCAUCCUGCACUACUGCACCUUCAAGACCACGUGGGACUGGGUCAUCCUCAUCCUCACCUUCUACACGGCCAUCAUGGUGCCCUACAACGUGUCCUUCCGCACCCGGCAGAACAACCUGCUGUGGCUGGUGCUGGACAGCGUGGUGGACGUCAUCUUCCUGGUGGACAUUGUGCUCAACUUCCACACCACCUUCGUGGGCCCCGCCGGCGAGGUGAUAUCGGACGCCAGGCUCAUCCGCAUGAACUACGUCAAGACCUGGUUCGUCAUCGACCUGCUGUCGUGCCUGCCCUACGACAUCAUCAACGCCUUUGAGCAUUUCGAAGAGGACUUGGUCAUGCCUUCGGGUCAUCCGCGCGACUCGGCAAACUUCCACCGCAACGUCACCAGGGCGGAGGACUCGGUGCUGCCGGGUCUGAGCAGCCUGUUCAGCUCGCUGAAGGUGAUCCGCCUGCUGCGUUUGGGGCGGGUGGCGCGCAAGCUGGACCACUACCUGGAGUACGGCGCGGCCGUGCUGGUCUUGCUGGUGUGCGUCUUCGGCCUGGUGGCCCACUGGCUGGCCUGCAUCUGGUACAGCAUCGGCGACUACGAGGUCAUCGACGAGAGCACCAACAGCAUCAAGACGGACAGCUGGCUCUACCAGCUGGCUUUGAGCAUCGGGACGCCGUACCGCUACAACGCCAGCGGCACGGGCCAGUGGGAGGGCGGCCCCAACAAGGACACGCUCUACAUUUCCUCGCUCUACUUCACCAUGACCAGCCUCACCACCAUCGGCUUUGGCAACAUCGCGCCCACCACCGACGGCGAGAAGAUCUUCUCCGUGGCCAUGAUGAUGGUGGGAUCGCUGCUGUACGCCACCAUCUUCGGAAACGUGACCACCAUCUUUCAGCAGAUGUACACCAACACCAACCGCUACCACGAGAUGCUGAACAACGUGCGCGACUUCCUCAAACUCUACCAGGUCCCCAAAGGCCUCAGCGAGCGCGUGAUGGAUUUCAUCGUCUCCACCUGGGCCAUGUCCAGGGGCAUCGACACGGAUAAGGUGUUGUCCAUCUGCCCCAAAGACAUGCGAGCGGACAUCUGCGUGCACCUCAACCGUCAGGUGUUCAACGACCACCCGGCCUUCCGCCUGGCCAGCGACGGCUGCCUGCGCUCCUUGGCCGUGGAGUUCCAGACCACGCACUGCGCACCCGGCGACCUCAUCUUCCACGUCGGCGAGAGCGUGGACACGCUCUGCUUCGUGGUCUCCGGCUCCCUCGAGGUCAUCCAGGACGAGGAAGUCAUCGCCAUACUGGGUGAGAAUGGAAGGAAAUGCCUGGAUGGGUGGAUGGAUGGAUGGAUGGAUGGAUGGAUGGAUGGAUGGAUGGAUGGUUUCAGCUGUGGAAACGCUCGCGGCGUAGGUAAAGGCGACGUGUUCGGCGACGUCUUCUGGAAAGAGAGCAGCAUGGCGCGAGCCUGUGCCAACGUGCGCGCGCUGACCUACUGCGACCUGCACGUGAUCCGACGGGACCCGCUGAUGCGGGUGCUGGACUUCUACACGGCCUUCGCCCACUCCUUCUCGCGCAACCUCAUCCUCAGCUGCAACCUGCGCAAACGGGUGAUCUUUCGGAAGAUCGCCGACGUGAAGCGGGAGCAGGAGCGCCAGAGGAACGAGGUGGCGCUCUCCAUUCCCGACGACCACCCGGUCCGGAAGCUCUUCCAGAGGUUCCGGCAGCAGAGGGACGGUCAGCCGGCGGAAGAAGCGUCGCCGUACCCCGAUGGCAACUGCGUGCCGGAGGAGCCGCCGAGUGCCAACGCAGCUCAAGGCCAAGCCGACAAGUCGGAGCAAAACUGCGCCGAUGCCGCGAGCUCUCCACCUUGCGCGGAGAAGCCGCAGAGCCAGGGGGCCAACAGAGCGGGGACGGCGGGCCGCGGAGCAGGCGCUCGUGGGUGGGCAAAGUUUAAAAACGCCACAUCAGCUGCGCCUGCUCCAGAGCAGGAGAAGCCCACAGAGAAGAAGGCGGAGGUUCGGACUGAAGGACCUCAGUCGUCGGAGGAAAUAGCAGCUAAAGAGAACCAGAGCCAAAAGGACAAACGGGACGGAGAGGAAGCGGGCGGCGCUGCUUCCGCCGCCGCCGCCAUCGGCACAGAGGAAGCCAGCGCCCUCCACAAAACCGACUCGUGCGACAGCGGCCUCACCAAGAGCGACCUGCGCAUCGACCGAGUCGGAGACUCCAGGAGCUCCUUCGAGCGCAGCCCCAUGGAACGCAGCCCCAUGGAGCGGAACCCUUUCGGGCCCGGCGGCGGCGGCUGCGAGCGGGAUCUCCUGCAGGCCGCGCUGUACGAGGCCAAGGUGGAGCUGAAGGGCGACAUCCGGGCGCUGGGCGGCCGGCUGGCGGCGCUGGAGGCGCAGGUGGCCGAGGUCCUCCGACUGCUCUGCGUCAGAAGGAGACUCUCGCUGCCGCCCACGUCCUCGCCCAGGCCUAGGCUCAAAAGCCAAGACUCUGGCGCCACCUCCGUGACUCAAGCCAGGAGAGACAACGGGCCCUUUUGAGAAACUGCCAGGAAGCAUUAGCCAGCUGGCCCGCCAAGGAAAGGUUUGAAAAGACUGCAUGAAAAACACCCCCACGUGACUGGAGGAUUGCUUUGCGGUUGUCCCCCCACUAGAUGGCAGCACCCAGCCAGCUGCCCAGUCCAAAAGUCAUGCGUGCCAAAGAACUCGGAUGUUGAAGUGAGGGGAGAAGCCUCAACAGAACGUUUUGUCGCCCGCCUUUGGCAACUGUAGGCAUUACAUUUCCAACUCGUAGGGUUACCAGGUCACUGACGGGUUAGGAGGGUAACCCGAGCCGUUGGCUUUUGUUGGCAUGCUAGCGUGACGGACGGGAAUGUCGUGUCCAACUGCUGACGUCUCUCCCGCUUAUUUAUUCAUGAAUUAAACGAAAAUCGACAUUAACUCCCCUCGGAGUCAGUCACUCUUGGUGCCUUACACUUGACUGAAACCUCAGUGAUGCUUUGUCGAUCCAUAUGUUACCACGUGUCCAGUCCAAGAAAAUAGAUUUCUCAUUUUUCUGCUCAAAUUCUUUUAGUCUGCUACUUUUUGAUGCUAAAGUAAGUCUGAACGUUAGUCUAUAAUUUCUCGCAAAACUGAAUUCUGCCUGACACAAAGAAAAUGAUGAUGAUGAUGCAAUAACUGCCGGAUGCGUUUCCCUUGCAUAGCUCCGUUGCAAAGCACAGAUGUGGGUGAAAGAAAGUGACGGCCAUUUUAUUUCGAAUUGUGACUCGUGGUUAAAUGCAAUGACAAAUCAAUGUAGCAGUCUAACGCUCAGGUAGUUUUGAAGUGUGGAUCAAUCAAUCAAUGCCGACAUAUGUACGAGUACGGAGGGUGGAGUAGCGAAAUAAUAAUAUGCAAAUCUGAGUGUGAUUGUCAUUUGAGUGAAUGCAACUGCUUCUUUUGUGUGGCAAUCCAUCUUUGUAAGCAUGUAACCUCUCCACUACAUUGAUGUUUGCAGAUUAGAUUUGUUAAAGGACUUUGCAUGUAAGCUGGAAAGCUUUCUACAAUGUAAAAAAAAAAAAAGAAGAUGCCUGCCCACCAUCAGCUCUCUUUAUUUAGUCAUUGAACUAUUGUUAUUUGAGUUCAAUAAAGGUAUUUUUCUCCUAA